Maniola jurtina (meadow brown) is the source of this 5055-nucleotide messenger RNA. RefSeq names its product phosphatidylinositol 4-kinase type 2-alpha (gene Pi4KIIalpha). Gene Ontology annotation, molecular function: 1-phosphatidylinositol 4-kinase activity. The transcript is spliced from 10 exons. Gene Ontology annotation, cellular component: plasma membrane; endosome; lysosomal membrane. Lineage: Eukaryota; Metazoa; Arthropoda; Insecta; Lepidoptera; Nymphalidae. Bases 162 to 1511 code for a protein of 449 amino acids. Gene Ontology annotation, biological process: endosome organization; Golgi organization; phosphatidylinositol phosphate biosynthetic process. The record is from RefSeq and is a predicted model, not a curated record.
UUGACUGAAUGUCAAGAUGUCAAUCUAUAGUCUCUGAAACGUAAUGAACAUAAUGAAUUGUACAUUGAAGUUGAAGUGUUUGUGUAAAUGAUUGUGAAACAAAGAAUAUUACAAUACGAAAUAAAUGAGGCUCGGUAGAGACAAAUUUUGGAACAUCACUCAUGAGUACGGAAGAGACUCUGUUGAAUCUCGACUUCGACAAAGUCCCCACAGCCAGUACGCCUCCCGAUGACGGCGUGGUAUCUCUGUCGAGUAGCGCCGAGGACAUCUGCCUAGUGCCGGAGGUCGGCUUCGAAGGCAACGUGGAGUCUCCGGGCGUCAACCGCGAGUCGCAGCCGCUGCUGGGCGGCCGCGGCGACCUGGACCUCUCCUGCAACCACUUCCCAGAUGACCCCGCCUUCAGCGAGCUGGUGUGGCAGGCGGAGGUGGCCAUCGACAACGGCAUCUUCCCCGAGAGGAUCUACCAGGGCUCCAGCGGCUCCUACUUCGUCAAGAACCCUGCGGGAAAAAUCAUCGGCGUAUUCAAGCCGAAGGAUGAGGAGCCGUAUGGGCGGCUCAACCCCAAGUGGACCAAGUGGAUGCACAAGCUGUGCUGCCCGUGCUGCUUCGGCCGCUCCUGCCUCAUCCCCAACCAGGGCUACCUGUCGGAGGCGGGCGCCAGCCUGGUGGACCAGAAGAUCGGGCUGGGCGUCGUGCCCAACACCAAAGUGGUGAAGCUGGUGUCGGAGACGUUCAACUACCUGCGCAUCGACCGCGAGCGCUCGCGGCUCAAGCGCGCCAUCACCGAGCAGUUCCCCAACCUGCGCUUCAACCGCAUGGGCCUGCCGCCCAAGGUGGGCUCGUUCCAGGUGUUCGUGGAGGGCUACAAGGACGCGGACUACUGGCUGCGGAGGUUCGAGCAGGAGCCGCCGCCGCCGCACGUCAUGACGAAGUUCCAGCUGCAGUUCGAGCGGCUCGUGGUGCUGGACUACAUGAUCCGCAACACGGACCGCGGGAACGACAACUGGCUCAUCCAGUACGACGCGCCCGACUCCCGCCACGCCGCCAUGACCGAGCCCUCGGAGUGGGCGGGCGGCUCGGAGAUCCGGAUCGCGGCCAUCGACAACGGGCUGGCCUUCCCCUUCAAGCACCCCGACUCGUGGCGCGCCUACCCCUACCACUGGGCGUGGCUGCCGCAGGCCAAGCGCCCCUUCAGCCAGGAGACCAAGGAGCUAGUGCUGCCGCUGCUGUCGGACAUGAACUUCGUGCAGGAGCUGUGCGACGAGCUGCAUGUGCUGUUCAAGCAAGACAAGGGCUUCGACAAGGGGCUGUUCGAGCGGCAGAUGUCGGUGCUGCGCGGCCAGCUGCUCAACCUCACGCAGGCGCUCAAGGACAACAAGAGCCCCGUGCAGCUCGUGCAGAUGCCCGCCGUCGUCGUCGAGAGGUCCAAGGGCGGCACCACGUCGUCGCGCUUCUUCGACUCGUUCCAGCAGCGCUUCCAGCACAAGUCGCCCUUCUUCUCCUGGUGGUGAUCGCCGCGCCACCGCCACGGCAUCGGCACCAUCCGCAGCCCAUGAGAUAUCGCGGCGGCGCCGUCGGCAGGAGGCGGCCGUAUCUAAGCGAACAGACUUAACAGAUCACCCGAUGGACGGUAGUCACGACGGAAGAGCGUGAACCUGCGCAGUGGGAGAUUUAUCCAUCUAUUUAGCAGUACGAAGCGACGCGCAACGGUGGGGGCUGUCUAUGCGGCCGCCGAUUGGUUUGUCGCGUAGUGUGAUAGAACUUCCGAGCGAGGUUCCCCUCCCCUGUGGAACUUACAUUGCCAACUGUUGAACUUGACCAUGACCAUUGACUCGUUAGAAUACAUUUUGUAUAACUCGUGUCAGUAAAGAAACGAAGUCGAAACGGCGCUGAUCAUUCCGUCUCACUCGCACACUAUACACAGGUAUACUGUGCCAGUGAGAGAUAGUGAUUACCGCCGCCAUUAUCGAUUCGUUUCUAUAUUGACACAAGUUAUAACUAGUUAUCAAUUGUAUACCUACGUUACAUAAGCGAAUACAGUUUAGGUCUCUUGUAAUAAGUGGUAUUUGUUGAUGAGCUGUGUUUCAUCAUAAUAUUAUGAUAUAUCAUGAAUAAUAUCAUGGUAAGGCCAUCGCCGAGCGCGGGUCUCCUCUCAGAGGGACAAGGGUCAUAGUCUACCACGCUGGCCGAGUGCAGAUUAGCAGACUUCGCACACAGUGAGAACAUUACUCGCGCAUUCGGGUUUCUUCACGAUUCCUUCACUGUUAAAGCAAGCGAUAUUUAAUUGCAUAAAACGCAUAUAAUUCCGAAAAGUGAAAGUGCGUGCCCGGAAUGUAACCCCGGACUGCCGACUGGAAGGCCAACGUCUUAACCACUGAAUUAUCAACGCUUUUUAUGUAAAAUUCCGUUGGAUGAAAUUGUUUUAUUUCCAUAAUAUGUAAAUAAUCAACAACUAGCCGAUGCCCGCGACAAACCAAUUAGCCAACAGACAAACACAUUUUCAUAUUUAUAAUAUGGGCCAGUGUCUGUUGUGACUGUCCAUACAUAUAUAAUAUACUAACUGCUAGAUUACUGACACUCGUAGGUGUGAGGGCGCGUGUUAACGAAACAAAAUCUUUUUCUUCCACAAGCAAAAGUAAAGUUGUAAACCCUCUAAUUUCUUGUCGUUUUGCUGAGCAUGUGCUAGCUUAACUAGAUCGUUUCAUUGUUAGACUGACUUCACACUUUUUCAUAUAUUUGUUUCUACAUAAAUUGGUGAGAAUAUUGAUUUUAAAACUUCUUGCCUCCAUCUGAGUUACCUAAAAGGAUUUAUGAUAGUAAAGAGAAAGAAGAAAGAAAAUAAUAAAGCAUAUUCAGUUGAAUACAAAAACCUAAAAUAAAUUGCAAGUCAAAUAUAAAUUUGAGCUGAGAGGUUUCAAAGAAAAUAAAUGAAUUCCGACUUCAACAGUAGUGCUGUGCUCUUCUUUAAAGAGUAUAUUGAACAGGAUAGCACGUCUUGAACAUGUCAGUAUAGUUUAGAUAUUUGUAUUCAAUCGAGUAUACACAGUAGAUAGUCAAUUUUUUUAGUUUAUAUAAUAACUACAGUGCAAAGCAUUAUUGUAUUUAUAUCGAGUAAUGUAUAAUUUAUUGUUAAUUUUGUAUACUUGUGAUAAGUUAUUGUAUUUUUAGUUCAGAUUUCAUUAUCUUAGCAAGAAAAUUGGUAAUAUGCAUAAUUUGAUUUACUACAAGUAAUCGUUUAACUACAACAAUAAAAUCCGUCGGUAGAUACUAUAUCUAUGGAUCAAUUUGCAUAAUGAAAAUGCAAUACUGUAAUAUUUUUUUAAUAAAACUUCCAAGAAUCUAUACAUGUAAAAAGACUUGUGUAUGUAUAUAGAGUAUAUGUAUAAUUUGGGAUUCGAUAGUAUGUAACAAAUUGAGAUUACGAAAGAUGGCUGUUGACUAAAUUAACCCGAAAUAAAAUGUCGGAAGUGACAUUGAAUGUAUUUGUUACAAGACAUAGGUCUAGUUCAUGAUAUUCAGGAUCGAAAGAGAUCCCGUUACAAACUUACAACUUUUCAAGUUCCUGUUUUGGGAGCGUAUAUGUAGUCUUAAGGACAGAUUUUCAAUAUUAAAUAUUAUUUCUUUCUGUGAUUUGCUUCAAUUUUUAUUACUCAUUUCCGAGAAUUUUCCGACGCUCUCCGGCGAUUAACCAAUGUUCAUUUAGCGUAAUACUACUACAGUAAUGUAUUCCUAUACGUAGUACUUCACUGAAGUAGCUAUGGCGUAUCCGAAGACAGGUGAUUAUUAUCGACCAGAAAAUAUUUAACUCGUGCCAUUAUUAAAAGGGAUCAGAAAUGUCGGCUUACACAUUUCCUCUCACUUGCACACUCUUUCUGUGUAGUGUGGGAGUGAGAUGGAAUGAUUAGCGCCACUUUAUUUUGAUGCGUUUAUUUAAACGCGCGAGUAAAGCAGGAUAAAUUUGGGUAAAUGUGUUUUGUGAGAUUCAAUUAAGUAAUUAGUGAACAAGCUUGAAAAAUAACUCAAUUUCUUAAGAUUUCCUUUUUAACCGACUAAAUAUUCAGUGUGUAAAAAAUUUCAUAUCGAAGGAUACAGUAAUAUGUGUCAUAUAAAAGGGGGAUAGGGAUAGGAUGGGGGUUUUAACUGAUGUUUGAACGUGAACAUAAACGUAAGGAUACGUCAAUCGAGCGCCUCUCGCGGUCUUCGACUGGUCCUCCGAGGGUCGGCACACACACAGACACACAACACUAUGCCUGAAACAUUUACUCCGAAAUGUAUUCAUUCUGAACAUAACAUACUAAUAAUUAAAAUAAACAUUAGACUCGCAUAUAUCUCAUGGCAGCAAAGAACUAAUCGAAAAUAGGCGGUUAAUCAUUCUCUUUCACUUAUACACACACAAUGAUGUAUGGUGUGCGAGUGAUAAGGAAUGAUUAGCGCUGCCAUUUCCGAUUAAUUUUUAACGACACGAGUUAUGGUGUGUAUCAGCUUGUUCGAUGUGUGUGUGUGUGUGUGUGCGCGUGUCUCGUACAGUACAAUGUUAUUAUCCCACGUGUUGUGCGUGUGUGCCGCGCGCCAACACAGGUAGACGUAUGUAGCUAAUAUCCGAUCAAGUUAACUAAACUAGUUGUAAUGUAAGAGUGAGCGAGAGAGUCACUGUGUGAGUGAAAGGAAAAGAGAUACAGCCUGCUUUGGGAAGAAACUGAUCGUUUACAUUGAAGACGUUUAGUUAUAAAAGUAACGGUAUACUUAUACAUAGUGUUUGGGGUUCAUGGCAGCUUAAUUAUAUCAAACGUGUAUCGAUUCCCUAUACUGAUGGACGUCCACGUCGUCUUAGGAUCUUUUAAAAUUAAAGUCUCGUUUUGAAACUUAAUUUAAACUAAAACUGUCUAAAGUCUACAAUGUAAAGUCCGUUCAUCCCGGGAAGUGUAAAUUGUAAGAAAAUUCCACGUUUGUAAAUAGUUUUGAACAGUUUUGUUGUAACUAAUUCAUGUUUAUAUAAUUAUUAUAAUAUACAUAAUUAUUUAAUUUCCAGAAAAAUAUAAUCACCAUUGCAUUUUA